This is a messenger RNA of Manihot esculenta (cassava), 1569 nucleotides long. Its product is annotated as gibberellin 20-oxidase-like protein. The transcript has 2 exons. Gene Ontology annotation, molecular function: dioxygenase activity. Bases 602 to 1564 code for a protein of 320 amino acids. The record is from RefSeq and is a predicted model, not a curated record. NCBI's taxonomy places the organism in Eukaryota, Viridiplantae, Streptophyta, Magnoliopsida, Malpighiales, Euphorbiaceae.
AUUAAAUUUUGAUUAUCCUAUUUUGUUUAUAUUGUGAUCCGGUUGGUUCAAUUCAGUCUGGUUGGUUCAAGUCAAAUUUGAAAUCCAACCGCGAUCGGUCCUAGAUAUGUACUCUUGACUUCAUUUUUUAUUCUCUGAGUACCUCCUUCUCCUUCAUUCCUACAGAUCUCUAUUAAAAUGCAUAAUUAGCUUAAAACAUAGAGCUUGUUUGACAUAUAUAUAAUGCAAGUGGUCAGCAAGUCCUGAGCAGAGUCUAAGCUUGAAUUGCAAAACAGAAAAUUUUGACUAGACAAACUACAGAUGAGCAGCAAGAUGCAAGAACACCCUCCUGCAUUCCUGCCUACUGCUGCCCAUCAGCUUACAAGUUCACAAACUCAUGUUUCUCAUGGUUGACCUUCUCACCAUACAUGUUACUAGAAAUUGAUUACCUUACAAGAAUAUCCCAGCUGUGUGGGUUGACCUUCUCAUUAUUUGACUUGUAUUUCAUAUUAAGUUGUACCUGGACAGCUGUAUGCUUGUCUUUGGUCAAUUAAGUAUGCACCAUUUGAGCUUUAUAUAAAUCAAUCCAACAGAACAAACUAACUCAUCCAUUAAGCAAGCAAUGCCUGAAUCCCAGCAGGGUUGCAUACAACUUCCUGUGUUCGACAUUUCUCAGCCUUUAAGCCCAUCAUCUCUCUCCUCUCUCUCUUUAGCUUGCAAAGAAUGGGGUUUCUUCCAUAUAAUCAACCAUGGUGUUUCCAAAAAUCUUUACAAGAAACUCCAUUCUCUCUCGGAUAAUCUCUUCAGCCUCCCUUAUGAGUCCAAGAUCAAAGUUGGCCCGUCGUCCUCUCUCAAAUCUUACACCCCUCAUUUCAUUGCAUCUCCUUUCUUUGAAAGUCUUAGAGUUUCUGGACCUGACUUCCAUGCUUCUGCACGAAGUUCUGCAGAACUUCUCUUCGACCAUCCAAACCCAGAAUUCAGUGACACACUGCAAGAAUAUGGGAACAAGAUGUCUGAACUAUCUAAAACAAUAGUUAAGGCAGUGCUGACGAGCUUGGGAGAAGAUUUUGAGACGAAAUUUUACGAAUCUGAUUUUAAAAAGUGCAAUGGAUACCUGAGAAUAAUAAAAUAUACAGCACCUGCAGAGAGCUUAGAAGAAGAAAAAGAAGUUGAAGGGCUUGGAAUGCACACUGAUAUGAGCUGCGUGACAAUUGUGUGUCAGGACGAGAUUGGAGGGCUUCAGGUGAGAUCAAAGGAAGGGAAAUGGAUGGACAUAAGCCCAUGUGAAGAUACUCUGGUAGUGAACGUUGGAGAUUUAAUGCAUGCAUGGAGCGAUGGCAAGUUGAGGUCAUCUGAACACAGAGUUGUUCUGAAGAGAUAUGCUAAUCGAUUUUCUUUGGCUUUCUUUUGGUGCUUUGAAGAUGAGAAAGUUAUUUUUGCACCCAAUGAAGUGGUUGGAGAAGGAAAUUUCAGGAAGUACAAGCCGUUUGUUUGCAGGGAUUAUUUGAAAUUCAGAGAAAGUAGCGAGAAAGGUAGGUUUGAUAAGGUUGGGUUCACUGUCAAAGAUUUUGCAGGAAAUGGGUGACACAA